AUGCUGGCGUUAGUAGUAUUACCAUUGAUGGCCACUGCUAGUUACUUAUCUAAAAGAGAAGAUGCAAAAUAUCAGAAAAUGAUGAAGGAAGCUAAAAGCAAAACAAUUCCUUCUACAAAGGCAAAUGAUCUCUUUGGUGUCGUUGUUCCUUCUGUUAGUAAGCAUAAGGAUGUGGAAACAAAUGAACAUGGUUUAUCAGUUUUGUUAAACACUAAACUAGAAAAACUUGUAGCUGCGUCAGGACAAUAUAAUGGAUCAUCUCGUUUUUCUGCUAAUAGCUUAACCUCUAAAAUAUUCAAAGAUGUUGAUUGUGACAUGAAUUUAACACCAUAUUCAAAACUUGCACUGAUGACAGGGAUAGGUAUAGAUGUGAAAUAUCCAAUCAUAUUGGAAGAACAUAAUGAAGAAAUAAAUUCUUUAAAAAAUAAGGUUAGCCCAGACAAGAAAUUUAAAUUGCUGCCAUCAAUAGCUGAGUUUUCAAACUUAUUACCACCCCUGUUAUCAAAACUACAAUUAAUCGAAAAUUGUCAUCAAUUUGAAAAAUAUACAAGUACUGAUCCUGUUUUAUUGAAUUCAUUUAUCCAUCAACAUUUAAAUGAAAUAAUUUGGAUGGGAAUAUAUUAUUCUAUGAACUACACUAAUUUCAUUUCAUCAUAUCCCAUUGAUGCGGGAUGA
Arxiozyma heterogenica is the source of this 675-nucleotide messenger RNA. RefSeq lists its product as uncharacterized. The record is from RefSeq and is a predicted model, not a curated record. NCBI's taxonomy places the organism in Eukaryota, Fungi, Ascomycota, Saccharomycetes, Saccharomycetales, Saccharomycetaceae. The coding region runs from base 1 to 675 and encodes 224 amino acids. The transcript has a single exon.